Messenger RNA from Saimiri boliviensis boliviensis (Bolivian squirrel monkey), 1850 nucleotides. It is a transcript of the gene POLR1E, whose product is annotated as RNA polymerase I subunit E. Lineage: Eukaryota; Metazoa; Chordata; Mammalia; Primates; Cebidae. The record is from RefSeq and is a predicted model, not a curated record. Gene Ontology annotation, molecular function: DNA binding. Gene Ontology annotation, biological process: DNA-templated transcription.
GCCACGCCUUUUCCGCCAGCGGCGUGGCCUGGGCUACCCGGUGUUUAAAAGAGCUCUCGCGGCUGUUGCUAUCCUAACUCGUGUGCUUGGAGGCCAGACAGUCGACAUGGCGGCAGACGCGUUGCCGAUUGCGAAGUGGCUGUAUUGUGGGGCGCCCGCUGGGAGUCAGAGAGCUGCAUUGGUCCAGUUCUCCAACGGGAAGCUGCAGAGUCCAGGCAACAUGCGCUUUACCUUGUAUGAAAACAAAGAUUCCACCAACCCCAGGAAGAGGAAUCAACGGAUCCUGGCAGCUGAAACAGAUAGGCUUUCCUAUGUGGGAAACAAUUUUGGGACUGGAGCCCUCAAAUGCAACACUUUGUGCAGGCACUUUGUGGGAAUUUUGAACAAGACCUCUGGCCAAAUGGAAGUAUAUGAUGCUGAAUUGUUCAACAUGCAGCCACUGUUUUCAGAUGAAUCAGUUGAGAGUGAACUGGUACAAGAGAGUCAGACCAAAACUUACAGAGAAAAGAUGGAUUCUUGUAUUGAAGCCUUUGGUACCACCAAACAGAAACGAGCUCUGAACGCCAGGAGAAUGAACAAAGUUGGCGGUGAUUCUUUGAAUCGUGCGGUGGCUAAAGCUGCAGAGACUAUCAUUGAUACAAAGGGUGUGACUGCUCUGGUCAGUGAUGCUAUCCACAAUGACUUGCAAGAUGACUCCCUCUACCUUCCUCCCUGCUAUGAUGAUGCAGCCAAGCCUGAAGAUGUGUAUAAAUUUGAAGAUCUUCUUUCCCCUGCGGAGUAUGAAGCUCUUCAGAGUCCAUCUGAAGCUUUCAGGAACGUCACAUCAGAAGAAAUACUGAAGAUGAUUGAGGAGAACAGCCAUUGCACGUUUGUCAUAGACGCACUGAAGUCUUUGCCAUCAAAUGUGGAGAGCCGAGACCGCCAGGCCCGAUGCAUAUGGUUUUUGGAUACCCUCAUCAAAUUUCGAGCUCAGAGGGUAGUAAAGCGGAAAAAUGCCCUGGGACCUGAUAUUCCCCACAUCAUCAACACCAAACUGCUGAAGCACUUUACCUGCUUGACAUACAACAAUGGCAGUUUACGGAACUUAAUUUCGGAUUCUAUGAAGGCGAAGAUUACUGCAUAUGUGAUCAUACUUGCCUUGCACAUAAAUGACUUCCAAAUUGACCUGACAAUGUUACAGAGGGACUUGAAGCUCAGUGAGAAAAGGAUGAUGGAGAUAGCCAAAGCCAUGAGGCUGAAGAUCUCCAAAAGAAGGGUGUCUGUGGCCGCCGGUGGUGAAGAAGAUCACAAACUGGGCACCCUGUCCCUCCCGCUGCCUCCCGCCCAGACCUCAGACCGCCUGUCAAAGCGGAGGAAGAUUACCUAGAUGCCUGCUUUCCAGAUAGGAGAUUUUGGCUGCAUCGUAGCCACUGGCUGGUCCUAUUCAUUUCCAUUUUUAUUUUUUAAAAAGGAAAGGUCCGGACAUGGUGGCUCACACGUGAAAUCCCAGCACUUUGGGAGGCUGAGGUGGGAAGAUCACUUGAGCUCAGGAGUUCGAAACCAGUCUGGGCAACAUAGGGAGACCUUGUCUCUACUGCAAAAAAUAAAAAAAUAAAAAGUCAGGCCUGGUGGUGUGUGUCUGUAAUCCCAGCUGAGGCAGGGCAAUUACUUGAGCUUGGGAAAUCAAGGUUGCAGUGAGCUAUGAUUACGUGGCCUCACUCCAGCCUGGGUGACAGAGUGAGACUUUGUCUCUAAAAAGUAAAAUAAGGAAAAAAAGAAGCCUUGCUUUGGCACAGGUAUGAAGCCAGAAGCCAGAAUCUCAUUGAGCUGUCCUAUGCAGAAGUAUAAAGUGAUGGUCAGGUUGGACUUCA